UCCACAGCCGAAGCUAUCCUCUCCACAGUUCAUUCUCUAUUCUAGAAACUCUCCAAAUUCCCGUUAAACAUUUUCAACCUGCUUCCCCAAGAUUAUGCGUAACACAUAUUGAUCAAAAACCUCGCAGCUGGACGUGUUUUGCGAUGGAUAAAUAAACGACAUAAAAUCUUCAACGAAUUCUGUUAUAUCUGAGCUACACUUCUGGCAGCACUGGAGCUGUCAUACGCUAUUCCCCAUACACACCGUGGUAUGAACAACUACCUUCUAUACACACCGUGGUAUGAAUAGCUAGAUUCUAUAUACACUGCGAUCGCUUCCGCUACCGUUCUACGACACUUGAAGAAGAGAAGCCGAACUACAAGCACUACAGGACUACAAAUAUAUUUAGAUAGAGAUAAAACAGUUCGGUUGUACAAUUUACUUAAUUACGGUUCCGCCCCAUCUACAACAAUUUGGCGACGAGCAGUACGAAGCUACGUGAAUGUGCUAGGCGCAAUACAUAUACAAACAAGUUGCUGCAUCGUGAAUUUGGCUGUCUACUGCGUAAUUUUACAUCACAAUGGCGCUUCCUAACCCGGUUGUCGACGAUCCGGCAGUCGCCAGUCCCGCUUUGCCUGCUGUGAGUGGUGCUGCGGUACCAGUUACAUUUCAUUUCGAGCCAUUCAAUCCUGCUUCAUCGAAAUUUGACCGAUGGUUAAAUCGACUACAAAUUUCAUUCCGAAUUUACCACGUGCGUGAAGCCGAUAAACGCGAUUUUCUGCUACACUACAUGGGCGGCCCUACAUACGAUGUGCUGUGCAAUAAGCUGAAAAAUGCUGAGCCACAUACAAAAACGUACGACGAGAUUGUAGCUCUACUGAAGGAACAUUACAGUCCUACUCCUUUGGAAAUACUGGAGAAUUUCAAGUUCGCGAGCCGUAAACAGCUAGAGCAAAAAACUCUAAGCGAUUACCUGAUGCAUUUGGAGAAGCUCGCCCAAACAUGCAAUUUCGGGGACUACAUGGACAAGGCCCUCCGGAACCAGGUCGUUUUUGGCAUCCAGAACCGUGUGAUACAGUCUCGAUUGCUGGAAGUGCGCGACUUAACCUUGACAAAGGCAAAGGAGAUCGCAUUCGGAAUGGAAAUGUCUCAUCGUGGAACCGAUGAAAUGCACAACUCACGUAAAAAAAGUGAGGUUCAGCACAUCGAGCAUGGAGCAAAAAAAACUAAAAAAAGUUUCCAGUCAUCGAGCCAAGCCAGUUCCAGUCAAAGUUCCGGUCGCCUGUCGAACAAGCAGAAUGGUGGAAAUAAACGAUGUUAUCGUUGCGGGGAUCCUGACCACUACGCAGACAAAUGCAAACAUAAAGCUACGAUCUGCAAAUACUGCAAGAAAGCGGGGCAUCUUGAGAGGAUGUGUCUCACCAAGACCAACGAGAAGGGGACGGAUGACGCACAUCACCUGGAGGAGCAGCCGUGUGUUAUGAAGGAUGUGUUACACCUGAACGCGAUCCAAGGUAUUGCUGGGUCAGCGGACUUGCCGGUGGACCAAAGGUUGCGUCGUUCUCUGCGGACCAUCAAGCCUCCGCAACGGCUCAACCUAUAACAACGAAUUCUAUUUUGCGCGGAAGAGCUGUUAUAUCUGAGCUACACUUCUGGCAGCACUGGAGCUGUCAUACGCUAUUCCCCAUACACACCGUGGUAUGAACAACUACCUUCUAUACACACCGUGGUAUGAAUAGCUAGAUUCUAUAUACACUGCGAUCGCUUCCGCUACCGUUCUACGACACUUGAAGAAGAGAAGCCGACCUACAAGCACUACAGGACUACAAAUAUAUUUAGAUAGAGAUAAAACAGUUCGGUUGUACAAUUUACUUAAUAACGGUUCCGCCCCAUCUACAACAAAUUCUACAAUGGUAUCCAAUAUUACAAGGGAAAACGUUCAGAAGACAAGUAAGUAUUAUUUAAGGUGUGUGAGUGUGUGUGUGUGUGUGUGUGUGUGUGUGUGUGUGUGUGUGUAUGUGUGUGUGUGUGUGUGUGUGUGUGUGUGUGUGUGUGUGUGUGUGUGUGUGUGUGUGUGUGUGUGUGUGUGUGUGUGUGUGAUUGUGUGUGAAUGUUUUAAAUGAUGGUUGUGUGGUCAAUUCGUGCUAUGUGUGUUUUAAUGCAAAUAACAAACUAUUGUCCUCAUAUACUCUUCACUUACAAUUUACUUUCAGCCAAAUAUCCCAGCUUGGUCGAUCUUGAUGUUGUAUCGCAUCCUUGCUCCACUCGGACAAGUUCUACGGCAAUCUUUUAUUACGAUGGUUCGUUAAAGUUACUAUGCCAAUGAAGUUUGUAUAUCAAUAAUAAUAUUGGUUCUUUCACAGGUGCACGUAUUUCCUCGGAGCACAAUUACGUAGACAUUUUCUAAGUGUUAUUUGAUUUAAAACAAAAUGUUUUAUUACAGAAAACGAUAGAUUAACUUUGCCUGCUCCCUAUAAUCCGUUUAUCGGUCCGAAAACAUCUAAAGGUAUGUAAAAAUACAAUGAAAUCUUUCCAUGUACAUCAACAAGAAUUGGUAUGUUAUUUUUUUUUCAGAACUCAAUAUUAAUUCGACGUUUUUAACAAACGACUCAAUAUAACGUUCACCAUACAAAGUUUCAAAAUCUUUCACAAAUUUGUCUAGCAGUUGCCCAGCCACCUUCCACUUCGUCUUGUAAACAUUUGACGAAAGCAAUUUUACAGCACAAAAUAGCAACAUAAAAUGGUUAUACAACUCAUUAGGCACAUGUGGCUUCAAUACAACAAGUCCCGCGUAGUUUAAAAAAUAUCCAAACUCUACUCCUUUCCAAAAAUUCGCAUAUUUUAUGGAACGUAAUUUGCGAUGCAUUUCCGAAGGAAGAUUAAUCUUUAAUAAAGCAGCGGAUAUCUUUUGGCAUUGCUCUUGGGACCAUGCUCUCUUGCCUAGCUUUCCAUCACGAUCAUAGGAUGGCUAUAAUUAAUCGCUUCAUUAUCCCUAGAUGAAACAAGUGCAACAGAUCUGAAAUGGUUACAUGCUGCACUAUGUCAAAGUUAUUCAAUUGACAUAGGGGUGUUGUUGUUAUUUGAUGUCUUGGAUAUUCAUAUUUACGGAAUUUUUGUUCGUUUUCUUGCAUUUGAAUCAUUUGCAUAAACGAUGGUGUGUCCAGCCUCGCUAUGAUUCCCUUCAACGGUGCAUUUUAAACAGGCGUUAUAGCCGGUAUGCCCUUUUACACCUGCAAAAAUAUAGAAUGUUGUUCAUUAUCAGAUGUGUCUGUUUAUAAAACCCUAUAAACACUAAAUAAUUUUUAACAUGUUUUCAAUACCUUUAAUAAAAGCUCUGGCAGGAGUAUCUGCAACAAUAGCACGCAUUUUCACAACAACUUUCUUUCCGUGAAUGAUGAUACCAUUCGCCAUUAGAAGGCUUAGCUCAUCAACGGCUGGUCGAAGAAACUCUUCUAUAUUGUUUGGUUUCUGAAAUCCACAAAAAAAUGCGGCUGCCAUAACUGGAGCUUGUGGGAGUUCUUCGAUUUUGAACAAUAUCGGCCAAAAUUGCAUAUUACUGCUAUUAUGUAGAGGCAAUCCAUCAAUCGACAAUGUUAAAGUAAUACAAUUAGGAGGUACACUGGUGGACAUAAAAAUAGGAACUUUUUUCUGUGACCGAAAAACAUAGUUCUUGUCGGAAAUAUUUGGUAGCCCUGAAAAGGACUGUUUAAGUGGUUGUUGGGAGGUGGUGUUGCGGUGUUCCACAGAGCGGAAACAUAUUUUAACGGUCAAUGUGUUGACCGUUAUUCGAUAUCACUUCCUCACAGCGUAGAGCCAUAUCGCCGAUGAGGUUACGGCAUUCGCUUCUGUCUAUGCGUUUCCACAUAGCCUUGCAGUGUCUCCAUAGCGAAUCGGCAGAACGUGCAUGCUUGUUCUUAAGCUGACGCUUGAGAGUUGACCACAGAUUCUCAAUCGGGUUGAGGUCUGGACUCAACGCAGGCCACAGUAGAACUUGCACAUCCUCGUUUGCCAAAAAACAUUUAACUAAUCGCGAUGUAUGCUUUGAGUCGUUAUCGUGCUGAAAGAUGUAAUGCUCUUCGUCUCCGAAUUUUUGUCGGGCGUGUGGCAACAUCUUACGACGUAGUAUGUUUCUAUACCCUUCCGAGUUCAGUGUCCCUUUGAUACGGAACAAAGGACCCGGGCCGUGCCAGGAGAAGCAACCCCACACCAUUACGUAGCCGCCUCCGUGCUUUAGGGUUUUUAUAGUAUUUUUUGGAUGAUACGCCUGUUAAGGAAGGCGCCAGACGUAUUUAGUGCCGUCCGAACCAUCCAGAUUGAUUCUGGACUCAUCCGAAAAAAAUAUUUUGCUCCACCAAAAGAUGGAUGCAGCUAAAUGCUCUUCGGCAAACCGAAUGCGCGCUUCUACGUGGUGCGGCAUUAGCUUACGAACCUUUCGUGGUUUCCGGGCACAGAAUCCACCGGCGUGUAAACGGCGCGACACCGUUUUCGCCGAAACUUGCAAUCUAAGCUCCUGCGAUUGCAAGUUUUGAAAGGGUCCACCCUGAUUAUCUCAACCAUCUUCGCGUCAACGUCAGCCGU
This is a messenger RNA of Anopheles coluzzii, 4557 nucleotides long. RefSeq lists its product as uncharacterized. Lineage: Eukaryota; Metazoa; Arthropoda; Insecta; Diptera; Culicidae. The transcript has 2 exons. The coding region runs from base 560 to 1582 and encodes 340 amino acids. The record is from RefSeq and is a predicted model, not a curated record. Gene Ontology annotation, molecular function: nucleic acid binding; zinc ion binding.